Molecule: messenger RNA, 760 nt
Organism: Aspergillus fijiensis CBS 313.89
Lineage: Eukaryota; Fungi; Ascomycota; Eurotiomycetes; Eurotiales; Aspergillaceae
Product: mitochondrial 54S ribosomal protein uL11m
Exons: 2
Coding region: 111-572 (153 amino acids)
Biological process (GO): translation
Cellular component (GO): ribosome; mitochondrial large ribosomal subunit
Molecular function (GO): structural constituent of ribosome; large ribosomal subunit rRNA binding
Source: RefSeq, a predicted model, not a curated record
AUCGGGUCCGCCGCGAAAGUGUUAGAUUGUUGACUACCUGAGCAGCCUGUCAAUUGCCCCCUCUUCUCGAUCUCGAAUAUCUGUCAUCCCACCUCCGAUAAUCACUCAUCAUGGCGAAGAAGGCAUUGCCCAAGGAUCAGAUCGUGAAGCUGAUCGUGGGAGCUGGCCAGGCCAGCCCCAGUCCCCCCGUCGGUCCGGCCCUGGGUAGUAAGGGUGUGAAGAGUAUGGAUUUCUGUAAGGAGUUCAACGCCCGCACUGCGCACAUCAACACCGGUGUCCCUAUCCCGGCCCUCGUCACCGUUCGUCCCGACCGUUCGUUCCUGUUUGACCUCCGGACCCCGACUACGACCUAUCUGCUCCUGCAAGCCGCCAACGUCGAGCCGCGCAAGAACCGCAUCCGCGGGGCCCAGAACCCCGGCCACGAGAUUGUGGGCAAGGUCUCUCUCAAGCACAUCUACGAAAUCGCCAAGAUCAAGCACACCGAGACGCGACUGUCCGGUCUGAGUCUGCAGGGCAUGUGCAAGAGUGUCAUCGCCCAGGCCAAGUCGAUUGGAGUGGAGGUGGUGCCGUGAACGGCGGACAAGGGGGAAGUCGACUGUAUUGUAUAUGGGAUCCUUGCUACCGGGCGAUCACUGCUGCUAGCUGUCUGGGACUGAUGAUCAUGGCGUUCUUGGGGGACUGGGUCUGUUGUCAUUUGUAUUAAUAGGCAUUGCAUGUGAUAUAGAAAGCGUUGGCUGGUGCCUGAAGCGUUCUACACAAA